AUGGCCGCCGAGCCAGCAGCGGACGCGGACUUCGCCGCUUUCCUUAUCGUGCGCAAGAACCGCGACUCCUGCAUACACUGGCUGCUCACCUACUGCCAGGCGAUCGAGCGAGAGUGGAGCGACGCUGAGCUCCGGCGACGCCGCCUCGCAUCGCUCCGGCGUUGUCUCGCGUCGCUGGCGGAGCACGCGCACGCAGACUGCCGAGAGCUGGCGCCACUCGCGCCGCGAAUGCUGCACUCGACCGACUUUGACGAGCGGCACUUUCUCAACCUCGUGCUGCCAAUCGAGCGCCGUCACUCGCGUGGCCUCCGCGACGACGAGCUUCACGGCGCAGAUUCUCCGCCAGCACAGGGCGGCGCCAGGGACGUCUGCGACCACCUCCGCUCGGCCUUCAACGUCGGCUCGAUCUUCCGGACCGCCGAGUGCCUUGGCGUCUCGCGGCUGGUGCUGCGCCGCCGCGCCGAGACUGCAAUCGACGAGCUUCGCGCGGCGGGCGUGCCGGUCGUCGCGGUGGAGACAGUCGCCGGCGCGCCGUACGCGCACGAGUUCGCCUUCCCGCCGCCGCCGGCCGGGUGCGCGCUGCUGCUGGGCAACGAGCGGCGCGGGGCUGGCGUCGGACCUGGCCGCCUCUUCCCCGAAGCACGGCCUCGCGCCAGAGCUGCUCGCGCGCUGCGACGCGGUUGCCUCAAGAAUUCGCUCAACGUGGCGGUGGCGCUCGGCAUGUGCGCGCACGAGGCGGCGCGGCAGUGGGCGGUGGGUGGUAAGGAGGCUGCAGGAGACGCCGUCGGGAAGUGA
Messenger RNA from Emiliania huxleyi CCMP1516, 795 nucleotides. RefSeq lists its product as hypothetical. The record is from RefSeq and is a predicted model, not a curated record. NCBI's taxonomy places the organism in Eukaryota, Haptophyta, Isochrysidales, Noelaerhabdaceae. Bases 1 to 795 code for a protein of 264 amino acids. The transcript is spliced from 7 exons.